AUGCAGCAGGGCUUUUCCAACAGUGGUUCAUUUCUCGCCACGUCCACCGACGUUGAUCUCUCCACGUCCACUGCCGGUGUCGCGCACUGGUUAUUUUCUGCACAGCCCUCUGAUUCUAUAACAAAAGAAACACAUGUUAUGCGUAAAGGUUGCAACGGCGCUUUUGAGGUACCGUAUGCCGUGAACGAAUUACCACGCACCGAUCGUUAUGCUGCAGGCGAAUUUAAUGGCGUAAACCGCCAUAAAUACAAUUCUGAUGCUGCUUAUCGCAACAUUUUAGACUGUGAGAACAAUAUCUCAGGCUUUGUAGAGCGCUGUGAUAUAGUAAUGCCAAACACCGGUAGCUGCGUCGCUGGUGCCAAUGCCGGUAGCUGUCGGCGUUCUGAAGGUUCCGAAGUUGGCCAAAUGAGCUCUAAUGGAUACCAACCGUCAUAUAUAUCAGACCAUUCUGGUUCUACAGCUGCAUUGGAGGAUCGCACGAGCGGCAACGACGGUAGUGGUAGUUUCUCUUGGUUUGGUACAGGUCUUGUCGAUAUGGUUGUAAGCAAUACAUCUCAGAUUGCCAAUAUGCUUCAAUGGGGUGAAUCUGAAGCUGUAUAUUCGUUAUCUCAGGAUGCGGCUGAGGCUCAGAGACUGAAAGAUCUUAUGUCUCACCCUAACCGUAGCUCCGAUAGACCAUUUGCUGGUGAUUCUGGUGAUGAGGAUUCAAAGUAUACCCCUAGUGCUACUGUAGCUGAUAUGACUAUGUAUAAUCGUUUGGGUGUGCCUUGCAAUGCUCCUAAAUCAAAAAUUAAGCAAGCGUACUACAAAUUGGCGCUGAAGUACCAUCCUGACAAGAACCCCAACGACGAUGCUGCUAAGUUAAAAUUUCAAGAGAUCGGUGAAGCGUAUCAGAUCCUUUAUGAUGAGCAACGAAGGCAAAUGUACGAUCAUCAGGGUAGUCAGGCUACAUUUGACUUUCCUAUGGUUGACCCAUCUCUUUUCUUUAUGCUUUUAUUUGGUUCUGAGGCAUUGGUCGACUACAUUGGCACUCUUAAAAUUGCUAACCUUGUGAAGUUUGCAGCAUCUCAAGGAGCUCGUCCUAAAAACAUGAGUAGCCACAUGGAGGUUGAGCAGACAUACCGUGAGGUUACAUUGGCUGUCAAACUCGCGAAAAGGCUUGACGAAGAUGUGCCUAACGGUGUCGUGAGCGAGCGGUUACAGGCAGAUUUGACUGAAUUAUGUUCCGGUGCUUUUAGUGACGCUUUGGUGGACUCGAUUGGUUGGGUCUAUGAGAACUGCGGUGACUACUUCGUUGCUGAGGCUACAACAUUUUGGGGUUUGGGUACCACGUACGCGAACAUACAGGCUGCUGGUCGUUCUCUGGGUAACACUUGGAGCAUGGCUAAAUCUAUGGUUAACGUGGCCAUGGUUGUCAAGGACAUCAAAAGUGAUCAGGACCAGAGUCAGAUGCUAAACCAGCUGAAAGACAUUGUUGAGAAUGUGCUUUCUCUGGUAUUGUACGAUGUCGAGAACACUGUAAGUGCUGCUGCGACUAAAUGUUGCAAGGACUGUGACGUGUCAGUCGAAAAGCGUCUGGCACGUGCUCAUGCUCUUAUAAGUUUGGGUCGUUGUAUGCAAGAGACUGCGCGUAAAUAUCGAAGUCAGCUUGCUGAGGCGCCUGACGUUACCAAACGUUUGUACGAUGCUUAUGAGAAGGCUGCUGCCAAGCGGGACGAGGAGUGA
Molecule: messenger RNA, 1725 nt
Organism: Babesia sp. Xinjiang
Lineage: Eukaryota; Apicomplexa; Aconoidasida; Piroplasmida; Babesiidae
Product: Chaperone protein dnaJ 10
Exons: 1
Coding region: 1-1725 (574 amino acids)
Source: RefSeq, a predicted model, not a curated record